Molecule: messenger RNA, 522 nt
Organism: Prorocentrum cordatum
Lineage: Eukaryota; Dinophyceae; Prorocentrales; Prorocentraceae
Source: the annotation of a GenBank genome assembly
AUGGGUCCCGACUUCUCGCGCGGGGAGUACGACUGCGUGGAGGGCUACUCCAGCUGGGAGUCCGGCUGGUCGCUCGCGAAGAAGAGGGGGACGUGGUGCUGCUUCCACGAGGGGCGCGGCUGCGUCGCCCCCGCAGGGGCCCCCGCGCCGCCGCCGGGGACCGCCAGGCCGUCGCCGACCCCGGCGGCCAGGGCCAGCAGGACCAGCUCGACCACCGCGAUCAGCGAGACCGCCUCGACCACCUCGCUGGUCGACUGCCAGGGCGCCAGCGCCGCGGACGAGAAGGCGUGGUCCCUCACCGACAGGAAGUACUGCUGCAUCAUGGCGAGCCGAGGCUGCGAAGACAUCACCACGGUCGUGACGACCACCACCACCGAGCCACCCCAGUCGGCGGAGUACGACUGCUCGGUUGGGGUCUCGUACUGGAACGAGCUGUGGUCCGUGGAGAAGAAGGAGGGCAUACUGCUGCGAGCAUCGGCAAGUUGCCUGCCCCGAGACCACCCCGGCGGCGCUGUACUUUGA